Pangasianodon hypophthalmus (striped catfish) is the source of this 8470-nucleotide messenger RNA. RefSeq names its product myosin XVIIIAa (gene myo18aa). The record is from RefSeq and is a predicted model, not a curated record. Gene Ontology annotation, cellular component: myosin complex. The transcript has 42 exons. NCBI's taxonomy places the organism in Eukaryota, Metazoa, Chordata, Actinopteri, Siluriformes, Pangasiidae. The coding region runs from base 1741 to 8313 and encodes 2190 amino acids. Gene Ontology annotation, molecular function: ATP binding; protein binding; cytoskeletal motor activity.
UGCAUGUAUACUACAUUUUUCCUUGAAAGGAGUAUGAAGAUGUUGCAGUAAAACAGGAGUGAGCGUAGCUUCAGAGUUCUAUUUGUAUUUUAACUUACAUAGUGACGAUAGAGGAGGAGGUCAAACCUCAGUUUUGGGUUCAUUCCUAAACAUUCUAUUGAUCAGAUCCAAAAUCUGAGGCGGACAUUUUUUAUUUUUCAAUCUUGUUUAUGUUUGUGACAGACAUUUUCCAUCUGGUAAUGUUAGGUAAUGCGACUACUAAGCUUUAGGUCAGGCGCUUAGUGCUAGAAUGGAAACACGGAUCAUCCUCUCAUGUUCCACCGAAUAUCUACCGAAUGAAUAAUCAUUCAGCCUCAGCCUGGGUCUAACCUUUACACCAUUUUGACCUGCAUUUCUCUAGGUUAAAGAUGAAAAGACACCGGGCUCCAAAAGCUCAAAUGUAAGUGCUGAAUGUGGAUUUGUGGAUUUGUUUUGACUCCUUCAUCAUUGGUAAAGUGGUAACAGCAGAGUCUAGAGCAAGGGUUCUCAAACUUUUGACAUUCAAGGACUUCUGUAACUUAAAAUUAUUUUGUGCAGAUUUAUUUUACAAACAAACUUUUCAGGAAUUUAGGUACGUUAUAUAUGUGAUGUGUCCAAUAAUAUUUUGGCUAUUUAUUAGUCUUUCCACUCACAGAACCCAUUUAUAAAAAAAAAAAUUGUCAUUAUGUAUAGUUGAAAUUAUGAAUAGGCAUAAUAACAUUGAUAAGGGACAUCCUGGAUAUGCUUCAAGGACCCCUGGACUUCCCACACCCCACUUUGAGAACCACAGUUCAAGAGAUCACAGAUUUCAGACGGUCAAAUGCUUUUGUCCGGAUAAAUCAUUCAGAUCUUGGAACCCUCUGAUUAGCCACAAUGUCUUCUUAAUAUCAGAAGAAAUGUUGGCUCUCAGGUUAUUAUAAUAUUGUAUGACAUAAUAUGGAGCGUGGCAGGAUUAUUCCUGUCUGAUUGGUGGAAUGUAGAAUGAAGCACAUAGCUGCUUAUUCUCAUUUAUUUUGGCUGCUUGCCUGUCUUGGAUUCUCCAUAAUCAGAUUUUAGAGUGGCUUCUGUUUUUCCACUCGUUUAAGGAAGUACGAAGGAAUGUGUUAAUGGAAAAGAUGAUGUGGGUAAUGGAAGAAGAGUAUUAUUAAGGCUUUAUUCUUAAUACGAUGAGAGUGAUUUUGAUUAUUUCUCCUCUAAGCUUAUAUAAAGUGGUUAUUAUAUGUAAAGAUUUAGCAAAGCUAGCUAUUCUCUUUCAAGAAUGUUUUGGAGAAUUUGUUUGCUAAGGUAUUAGAGGGAUCUGCUUUAAAUCUGUUUUUAAGCAAGCAUAGCCAUUUUGAGUCCUGUAGAUGAUGCAAGGAAUUGCUGUAAUACAGUAUGCAGUCUUUCCCCUUUAAACCCACCUCAUUGAUGCUGCUGCAGCCGUGGACUGUGGUUGCAGAUUUAUUUUCCUCAGAGCAUCAGUGCACGUGAUCCUCUGAGCCGGGCAGCAUGGUGUGCUGACAGACACAUCCAUUCCUCGCCUUUCCGCCAAUCCUGGCUACACAAGGAGUGGGAGGGACUUCUGGAAAGACAGAAGGCAAUAGAGAGAGGGAGGAGACAAAAGAAAAGCAGGACAGUGAUAUAGACGGAAAUAGUUGAAGGCAGGAUGGGUCAGAACAAACGGGAGGUGUGUGUGGAACAUAUGAGCUCACAUGUGUGGUAGUUCUUGUGCACUCCGUGGAGAUGGGUUCAGACCUCGAGCCUGUUCGACACGCUUCUGCCUUCAGAGGAGUGAUGGAUUGUACUCCAAGCUGGAAGAGGACCAGCAUUAUCACCUUCAGGAUCGAUAUGAAGGUGAAGACCGAGGAGCAGAUAGCUGCAGAACGAGCCUGGUUUGGCACAGAGAAAGUAUGGCUGGUUCACAAAGACGGCUUUUCUUUAGCGACCCAGCUGAAGUCGGAGGAGGGAAGCGUUCCAGAGGGGAAAGUGAAGAUCCGGCUGGAACAUGAUGGGACGAUUCUGGAAGUGGAUGAGGACGACGUUGACAAGGCGAACCCUCCCUCAUCUGACCGUGUGGAGGAUCUGUCUUCUCUGCUGUACCUGAACGAGUCCAGCGUUAUGCACUCACUACGACAACGCUACGGAGGAAACCUCAUCCACACGUACGCUGGGCCUAACAUAGUGGUCAUCAACCCUGUCAGUGCGCCGUCCAUGUACUCAGAGAAGGUGAUGCACAUGUUUAAAGGCUGCCGCAGAGAGGACACGGCCCCCCAUAUCUACGGCGUGGCCCAAGCUGCGUACCGGAAACUUCUAACCACACGCCAGGACCAGUCCAUCAUACUGCUGGGUAAAAGCGGUAGUGGAAAAACCACCAACUGCCAACACCUGGUGCAGUACCUGGUGACCAUCGCAGGCAGCAACAGCAAGGUGUACUCAGCUGAGAAGUGGCAGGCCGUCUACACCAUCCUCGAGGCGUUUGGGAACUGCAGCACGUCCAUGAAUGGGAACGCCAGCCGCUUCUCCCACAUCGUCUCUCUGGACUUUGACCAGGCCGGUCAGGUGGCUUCCGCUUCAAUCCAGACGAUGUUGCUGGAGAAGUCGAGAGUGACACGCCGCCCAGAUGCCGAAUCAACAUUCAACGUUUUCUAUUACAUGAUGGCAGGAGCUGAUGGUUCUCUAAAAACCGAGCUGCACUUCAACCACUUUGCUGAGAACAGCGCCUUCGGGAUCCUGCCUCACUCCAAGCCUGAAGAGAAACAAAAGGCCGCUCAGCAGUUUGCUAAACUCCAGGCUGCAAUGAAGGUGUUGAGCAUUUCUGCAGAAGAGCAGAGAACCUUCUGGCUGGUGUUGGGCACCAUCUACCAUCUAGGUGCUGCAGGAGCCACCAAAGAGUCAGAUGAAGCCGGCCGUAAGCAGUUUGCCAGACACGAAUGGGCUCAGAAAGCGGCGUAUCUGCUGGGCUGCACUCUGGAAGAGCUCUCGUCAUCCAUCUUCAAACCCCAGGCCAAGGGAACACUACCACGAGCCUCCAGCAUCCGCCAGGGGGCCGAGGACUCCGGAGACAGCUCAGGGUCCAAGGCCACAGCAAUGGAGUGUUUGGAGGCCAUGGCUUCCAGUUUAUACUCGGAGAUCUUCACUCUCCUGAUCUCCCUCAUCAACAGAGCUCUGAAGUCCACACAGAAGCACUCGCUGUGUUCUUUGCUGAUCGUUGACACUCCAGGCUCCCAGAAUCCUCGGCAGGCCAAGAGCGAGAGAGGUGCUACCUUCGAGGAGCUCUGUCACAACUACGCUCAGGAACGAUUGCAGGCUCUUUUCCAUGAGCGCACGUUUGUGCAAGAGCUGGAGCGCUACAAGGAGGAAAACAUUGAGCUCACAUUAGACGACAUGGAGCCGAGUCCCUCGCUGUCCGUCGCUGCCGUAGACCAGGCGUCCAGUCAGGCCUUGGUGCGGACGCCAUCAAGGACAGAUGAGGCGAGGGGGCUGCUCUGGCUGCUGGAAGAGGAGGCAAUGCAUCCAUCAGGAUCAGAAGACACACUACUGGAGAGAUUCUUUAGCUACUAUGGCCCUGCAGAAGGAGAGAGCAAAGGCCACACGCUGCUGCUGAAGAGUGAGCAGCCGCAUCACUUCCUGCUUGCCCACAGCCAUGGCACAGACUGGGUGGAGUAUGACGCUCGUGGUUGGCUGAACUAUGCCAAGCAAAACCCCGCCUACCAGAAUGCAGCCAGUCUGCUACAGAAUUCACAGAAGAAGAACAUCAGCGCCUUGUUUAUGGGCCGCUCCAGCAGUGCGACGGUGCUGUCAGGCUCCAUUGCCGGGCUGGAGGGUGGCUCUCAGCUCGCUCUGCGCCGUGCCACCAGCAUGAGGAAGACCUUCACCACCGGCGUGGCUGCUGUGAAGAAGAAAUCCCUCUGCAUCCAGAUCAAGCUCCAAGUGGAUGCGCUGCUGGACACAGUCAGGAGGUCGAGGGUUCACUUCGUGCACUGCCUGCUGCCUAAGUUGGAUGCUUUAAGGAGUUCCAGCUCUGCUGAGGUCCAGGGUGAGAGCUGUGAUCCUGGCCUCAUGCAGCUGGACGUGUCUUUACUGAGAGCUCAGAUCCGGGGCUCGAAACUGCUGGACGCUCUCCGCAUCUACAGACAAGGUUAUCCAGACCACAUGGUGUUCUCCGAGUUCCGGCGUCGCUUCGACGUCCUGGCUCCACACCUGACCAAAAAGCUUGGCCGUAACUACAUUGUAAAGGAUGAGAAAAGGGCCGUAGAGGAGCUGCUGGAGUGUCUGGACCUGGAGAAGAGCAACUAUCACAUGGGCCUGAGCAGGGUGUUUUUCAGAGCGGGAACUUUGGCUAAACUAGAGGAGCAGAGAGAUGAGCAGACCAAACGCAACAUCACCUUAUUCCAGGCUGCCUGCAGGGGUUAUCUGUCUCGCCAGGCCUUCAAGAAGAGGAAGGUCCAGGACCUGGCGAUCCGCUGCAUCCAAAAGAACAUCAAGAAGAACCGGGGUGUGAAGGGCUGGCCCUGGUGGAAGCUCUUCACCAACGUGCGUCCUCUUGUCGAGGUCCAGCUCAGCGAGGAUCAGAUCCGUAGCAAAGAUGAAGAGAUCCAGCAACUGAAAGCGAAGCUUGAGAAAGUGGAGAAGGAGAGGAAUGAGCUCAGGCUGAACACAGAUCGGCUGGAGAGCAAAAUCACAGAGCUAUCAACGGAGCUCUCAGAUGAGAGGAACACCAGCGAGUCGGCGUCCCAGCUGUUGGAGACGGAGACGGCUGAAAGGCUGCGUCUGGAGAAGGACAUGAAGGACCUGCAGACAAAGUUUGAGGAAAUGAAAAAGCAGAUGGGAAGCAUGGAGGUGGAGGUGAUGGAGGCGCGGCUCCUCAGAGCGACGGAGUUUAACGGAGAGAUAGACGACGACGAUGAAACUGGUGGUGAAUGGAAGCUGAAAUACGACCGAGCUGUCCGAGAAAUAGACUUCACUAAGAAGAAACUACAGCAGGAGUUUGAGGACAAGCUGGAGGCAGAGCAGCAGAACAAGAGGCAUUUGGAGAGAAAGUUGGCUGACCUGCAGGCUGAUCAGGAGGAGACCCAGCGCUCUCUACAGCAGGCGAAGAAGAAAUGCCAGAGAUUAAUGGCUGAGCUCCAGGACACCAAACUGCACCUGGAGAACCAGCAGAGCCGCAACCACGAGCUGGAGAAGAAACAGAGGAAGUUUGAUCUGGAGCAGAGCCAGGCUCAGGAUGAGGUGCAGAGAGAGAGGACACAGCGGGAGAAACUGGGCAGAGAAAAGGAUGUCCUGACUGGAGAAGUGUUUACAAUCAGGCAGCAGCUGCAGGAUAAGGAGCUGGAGCUGUGUGGGCUGAAUGUAAAGCUGGAGCAGCUGGAGGCAGAGCUACAGGAUCUCUCCUCUCAGGAGUCAAAGGAUGAGGCAUCGCUGGCCAAGCUGAAAAAGCAGCUACGCGACCUUGAGGCAAAGGUCAAAGAUCAGGAGGAGGAGCUGGAUGAACAGGCUGGAACCAUCCAGAUGCUGGAGCAGGCUAAGCUGCGCCUGGAGAUGGAGAUGGAGAGGCUGAGGCAGAUGCAUUCAAAGGAGCUUGAGAGCAAAGAUGAAGAGGUAGAGGAGAUCAGACAGUCAUGUAGUAAGAAGCUGAAACAGAUGGAAAUGCAGUUGGAGGAGGAGUAUGAUGAUAAGCAGAAGGUUCUGAGAGAGCGGAGAGAGCUGGAGAGCAAACUGCUGAACGCUCAGGACCAGGUGGGCCAAAGGGAUGUGGAGAUGGAGAAGCGUCUGAAGAAGGAUCUGAAGCGCACCAAGGCCUUGUUGGUUGAUGCUCAGCUCAUGCUCGAUCACCUGAAGAGCAACGCGCCGAGCAAGAGAGAGAUCUCACAGCUCAAGAACCAGCUGGAGGAGUCAGAGUUCACCUGUGCCGCAGCUGUGAAAGCUCGCAAGUCCAUGGAGCUGGAGAUCGAGGACCUGCACAUCCAGAUGGAGGACAUCUCCAAGGCAAAGAUGUCGCUGGAGGAACAGAUCAGCAGACUGCAGAGAGAAAAGAACGACCUGCAGUCGCGUCUGGAGGAGGACCAGGAGGACAUGAAUGAGCUGAUGAAGAAGCACAAGGCAGCUGUGGCCCAGUCGGCGAGGGACUUGGCUCAGAUCAGCGACCUGCAGGCUCAGCUGGAGGAGGCCGCAAAGGAGAAGCAGGAGAUUCAAGAUAAGCUCCAGUCUGUGCAGAGCCAGCUGGAGUUCCAGGAGCAGUCAAUGGUGGAGAAGUCUCUGGUCAGCAGGCAGGAAGCCAAGAUUCGUGAGCUGGAGACCAAGCUGGAGUACGAGCGCACCCAGAUCAAACGCCUGGAGGCCCUGGUGACGCGGCUGAAGGAGAACCUCGAGAAGAUGACUGAGGAGAGGGACCAGCGCUCAGCUGGCGAGAACCGUGAGAAAGAGCAGAACAAGCGCAUGCAGCGGCAGACCCGCGACCUCAAGGAGGAGAUGACUGAGCUGGCCAAGAAGGAGGCUGAGGCCAGCCGCAAAAAACAUGAACUGGAAAUGGACAUUGAGAGCCUGGAAGCAGCCAAUCAGAGCCUGCAGGCGGACCUCAAGCUGGCCUUUAAGAGGAUCGGCGAUCUGCAAGCCGCCAUUGAGGACGAGAUGGAGAGUGACGACAACGAUGACCUCAUCAACAGUUUGCAAGACAUGGUGACAAAGUAUCAGAAAAGGAAGAACAAAAAUGGAGAGGACUCUGAUGUCGACUCUGAGGUGGAGGACCGUGUGGACGGGGUGAAGUCCUGGAUCUCAAAAAAUAAGGGCUCCACCAAGACCCUAUCAGAUGAUGGCAACUUGAAGGCCCCCAGCCUCAAAUAUCCUAAUGCAGCCAAUGCUGAUGUAAAAGACAUAAAAGAAGGGAAGGAAGGUAAAGAAGGUCAAGAUGUGAAAGAAGGGUAUAAAGAUGGCAAAGACACCGAGCUGAGUAGAUCGGUGUCUGUGAUGAGCUCGCUUAGCUACAGGAAGCGUUCUAACCUGAAGGACUCCAUUGGAGGAACUGGGGACGAGAGCUCCCUUUUCAAUACCCUAAAAGAGCAACCAGACACCCCGGACCGUUUGUCACUCCGCAAAGCAAAGAACAAGUCCAAUGAGAAAGCCGGAGAUGACCUUGAUGACCGGGGCUCUGUCAUCUCUCAAGCUUACUCUGAAGCCACCAGCAGAGCCAGAAAAGGUCUGGAACGGCGUUGGACCAAGAGUAGCCAAGAGUUUGACAAGGAGUCUGUCGUGUCUUCCGUGGCGCCUAGCAGAACUUCCUUGCGCCGUGGACUGGACCAGGACAAUGAUGCUAGCUCCACAAUAAGUGGCUACAGUGUGCGCCGAAGCACAUCAUGGAUGGAUGAUAGCCGAAGCGACUGUGGGUCUGCAGUGAGUCCCGGCUUAACCCGCCGCUCAGGAGGUCGAAGCCCCGGGAGCAUCAGCCUCAGCUCCCGUACCUCGUUGGCGCGCAGCAGCCGGCUUAGCGAAUUCGGUGUUAACCUGGCAGACAAUGAUGAUGCUGUGAGCGUGGCCUUUAGUGAAGGUGGAAUCUCAUCCUUUAGUCCUCGCUCUCUAGGCCGAAGCCUUUCCAGCCCCGCCCACAGCCGCUCCGCUGGGGGUGAAGCACUCGAUGACACAGAGGUCAAACCAGUCAGUCACCGCAACUACCUGGACCCCGAUCUGGAAAAAGCCAUUAAUGAAGUUCUCAGCUUUAAGCCCAUCAAGUUCAAGCGCCGCAGUCUGGAUGACUCUGAUGAAGAGAAGGGAGGAGAAGGAGAAGAGGAGGAUGACAGGAAGAGCAUACGCAGUGUGAAGAGCUCUCUGCAGUAUGACGACGAUGAUGAUAUUGAUCUGCACCGAAGCACAUCUAGACUUCAGCGUUCGGCAUCUGGCUCGGCGCUGGACUACACCCGCUCUUCCAGCAGUUUCAGCUCUCGCAGCAGAAGCAGCAGCCGCAAAACCAAGAAGAAGAAGAACCGAGACUCGGAAUCCGAGAGCUCGUCAGCUGACGAACACAGAAAAAGCUCCAAGAAGAAAGGGAAAAAGGGGUCCAGGAAAGGAAAGAAGGAGGAAAGCGAAUCAGAAUCGUCCGAAUCCGAGUCAUCUGACUCGUCCUCCAGCUCCAGUUCCGCUGUGUCCUAUCGGAGUUCCAACAGCAUAAAGAAGGGCCCGGGCCGAGGUGCACCAGGAUCUGACGAGGAAGCGGGGCUAGAUGGUCUUGCAGAAGAGAGACCCCGGAGCAAGAAAGAAGAGAGGAAGAAGAAGAAGAAAAUGGAUAACCUGGUGAUGAAGUAUCUUUACAGGCCUGAUAAUGAUUAAAAACAGGAGGUGCAGCAGCCCCUCUUCCUUUAGGAGACACCUGAGCCGGACUGAUGAGGAGGUAGGUGAGGAGGAGAAAGAUCUCCAGCAGACCCUCCUUGCCGAUGGAGAUGGCGAAACCAGACUUUCAGAGACCACGACAUAGAUCUGAAAUAUC